This is a messenger RNA of Hypoxylon fragiforme, 1660 nucleotides long. Its product is annotated as SGNH hydrolase. Lineage: Eukaryota; Fungi; Ascomycota; Sordariomycetes; Xylariales; Hypoxylaceae. Gene Ontology annotation, biological process: triglyceride catabolic process. Gene Ontology annotation, molecular function: triacylglycerol lipase activity. The transcript has a single exon. The record is from RefSeq and is a predicted model, not a curated record. The coding region runs from base 381 to 1208 and encodes 275 amino acids.
AGUACCUAGAACUUUAAAACUUCCAACACUACUAGGUAUUAUUAUGAUCACAUAGAACAAAAAGGGGGAAGGUGGAUGGUAACAUUUGAACCUACAGAGACACAUGCAACUUUGAAGUAACAUUGAAGGUAUUGUGUAUUGUACAAUAAUAAUAGGUACAAUCAUACAAUUGCGGUUUGUGUCUUUAACGCGCACCCCUCGUCUUACAAUACAUACGCAAUUAUCAAUCAUUACCAAAACAAAGCCUCCCCAAGUUCAUCGUCAUACUCAUCAUCAUCUUUAACCUCACGUAACACCCCUCUCUAAAUUUACAAACCCCAAACCCCACACCUCCCCCUCCCCCACCCUCAAUUCCCACCACCACCACCACCACCACAGCCAUGUCGCCCCCCCUCCGCAUAACCAGCCUCGGCUCCUCCUUCGCCGCCGGCCCCAGCAUCCCCCCCUGCGUCAACGAGCCCGCCGGCCGCUCCGGCGCCAACUUCGCCUGUCUCCUCUCCCAGCGCCUCGGCGCAACCCUAACCGACCUAACCGUCGCCGGCGCCACGCUACCAAACCUGACCACCGACGCGCAGGAGCGCGGCGGCUGCGUGUUCCCGCCACAGAUCGAGGGGCUCCCCGCUGACGCGGACGUGGUCCUCGUGCUGGGCGGCGGCAACGACAUCGGGUACAUCGGCGGCCUAUUCGAAGACACGCUGGCUGCGUCCUGGCUCGACGCUUUGUUCGGCUCCGUGCUCGCCUACGUGCGCGGCGAAGGCGGCGCGCCCCUCGCCACGACCACCCUCGACGUCGCGGGUCUCGCCGCGCGGUACGCCGGCGUGCUCGACGAGAUCCACGCCAAGGCCCCGCGCGCGCACGUCCUCGUCGUCGAGUACCUGACCAUGCUAGGCCCAGACACGCGGCCAGGACAAGACGUGUCCUUCGGCGCGGACCGCGUGGCGCACCACAAGUCCGUGUGCGCCACCUUGCUCGACGCCACCAGCCGGGCCGUCGAGGGCCGCGACCAGUGGUGCCACCUCGUGUCUGUGGGCAAGCCGAGCGAGGCCCACGCCAUCGGCUCCCCGGACCCCUGGGUCUCCGGCUUCACCUGGAAGCUGUUCUACUCCGGCGGCGCCUACCACCCCUGCGCCGAGGGGAUGCGCGCUGUUGCCAAGAUCAUCUACGAUAGGAUGGUUGAGUUGGGGAUCGUGGAGGAUGGCGAGUUGUGAAUGAUUCUGAUUUGUUUGAUGAAAAUGGUGGGAAGACAAGACGCCUGUCGAGCUUAGGUACUCAGUAACCCCAUGUACCUACUGUGUUUGAAGCUGAAUGACGAGCUUAGGUAUGAAAAGAAGGGUGUAGCUAUAUGAUAUCACGAUUUUCGACCUGACGUUUUUUUUUUCUUUUUUUUUUCCUCUUUUUUUUACUUACUGGAGUUAGGGGAUAUGUAAUUCGCACACUAUAAGUAUUAUAUUACUCCAGGUUGACAUGAGGAUUUACAGCUGAAUUUCAUUGCAAGUCCAGCGUAGGUAUCUAGUAACAGGCAAGAUCAUUCAAGCUACAAAUCCAACUAUAAGUCAAGCAGAAUGAACAGUGUUUACAAAAGCAUAGCAUACAUUCUAUCACACGCAUACAUACGAUAAUGGUAACUGAAUAUUCAUCAAUUGAAAAUGGCUCAACUCCG